This is a messenger RNA of Pyrgilauda ruficollis (rufous-necked snowfinch), 6075 nucleotides long. It is a transcript of the gene SYNDIG1L, whose product is annotated as synapse differentiation inducing 1 like. The transcript is spliced from 8 exons. Gene Ontology annotation, cellular component: membrane; intracellular membrane-bounded organelle. The coding region runs from base 2583 to 3308 and encodes 241 amino acids. NCBI's taxonomy places the organism in Eukaryota, Metazoa, Chordata, Aves, Passeriformes, Passeridae. The record is from RefSeq and is a predicted model, not a curated record.
CUCCGGCUUGGCGGGUGAGCCCUUCCUCGACACGCAGAUUGUCAUGAGAAGAAAUUACCCAAGCCAAAAUGCAGUGACUGCACUUCUCUGGCAAAAGUUUCUUGUGUUAUAAAAACAGCUGGCAGAGCUAAAGCUUUGGAGAGCUGAAUCCACUUCACUUUUUCUCCCUGAGCCACCAUCAGAAGCAGCUUUGUGAGAUGGUUUUCUCUUCAUCAGAAUCACAAGCUUGGAUCCUCUGAGGCAGAGGAAUGGGUCUGCAUCUGUCCUGGGGCUAUGGCAGCUGUAUCUGGCCAUGGUGCUGCUUAACAUCAGCUGGAUCAGGAGCAGGCAUUCACACUGUCCCCUGCCCUCAGACCAGCCAGGGCAUGGCAGUGCAGCAGGACACCAAUGCCUGAGAGCACCGACCUCCCCUGGUGCUGUCCUGAAGGGGAAAGCCUUCAGCCAGGGUGGGCUAACCUUCUCACUCUGGAGUCUGGGGACAUGCACCACAGCCACAACCUGCUAAUGAGCCUGGGAAGCAAGGCAGAAUGUUUGCUUGACAGGGCAAUUAAAUGAUGAUUGAUUCCUGGAACAGCUACUUAAUUCAUGAUUAGCUGGCUUAUCAUAGCCGGCAUCUGUACCAAGGGUCCCUCUGAGAGCUGCCUCAGGGGAUGUGGUGUGGAGGUGAGAUCUGUGAAAUACAAAGCUAAAUUUGCUACCUCUUUAUUUUCAUGGCUCAUUUUACCCAGUACUCGCCUUAGGAAGCUGAGAGUACACAACACAGCUGUGCAUUUUCCACUCUGCUGGGGACUGCUGCAGCCAGGCUGGGGAGUGUGGGGGCCUGCUCAGCCAGCUGGUUACAGGAGCAGCCGUGCACAGGGGGAGGCAGCUCGGUAGGGAGCCAGCAGCUGUCAGGCAGCAGCAGAGCUGCAGCAAUGGUUCAGCUCAACUAGGGCACUGCAGUCUGCCUCCUCCAGGGUGUGCCCAAGCUGUGUGUGUAUGCUUGUCUGUGUACAUCUCUCUGUGCACCUAGCAGCACAUCUGUGUGUGUGCAUCCUCCCCGUGCACCUAGCAGCAUCUCACCACAGUUACCUGCUGCCAGUACUGCCCAGACUAGCCCCAUGGGGCUGAUGGAUGUGCAUGCUAUCCAGUCUUGCUGGUAAUCAAGACAGAGAAUGGCCACUCUUUGACAAUUUUGUCUUUUACUGCUUUCUUGCUUUCAUCUUCUGACUUCAUUUCUCUUUCCCCAAGCUUGGUUAUUAACAGGCUUUCUGUAUCACCAGGCUUAUUUUAUUACUAGGCUUCCCUUUUUAAGUCCCUGUGUGAUUCAGAUUUUAAGUCCUGUAGGAUUCAGAUAACCCAAAUGGGGUCUGGGUACAACUGCAGGGCUGGUCUGACUCUGUCCUUCCCUCCACAUGUGCAUGAAGGGCUGGUCCUCACCCUCUCUGCCAUUCCCUCUCUAAUGUCAUCUCCAGGGGCUUGAUGGCCCUUGUCUUCACCUGCAAACCCAGACCAUUUGGUACACAGCCUCUGUGUGAUGUGCUGAUCUUGUUUACUGAGGAGUGGGAAGCAUCUCUAAUCCCUCUGGUACUGGAACCCUUUCACAUCUUCACCCUUACUGGAGAGGAAAGUUUCAGCCUGGCUGCUUUCCAGCAGGGCUGAGCACACUGCUGCAAGCAUGUUGUCACACUGGCCCUCAUUGUUCCCUCCCCACUGCUGACAAAUGCCAGGACUGGGCACGAAGGCUGCAGUUUGUGGCUCCUUUGCUUAUUUAUCAGAAGCACUGUGAGAUUUUCUUCUGCACUUUUCCCCUUGUCCCUGCAGUAUCCCAGGGAGAGCAUGAGCCUCAACUCCCAAGAGUGGAAGGCAGCAAGGAAAAGAGACUUUAGUACAGCAGCAUCAAGAUCCUGACUCUGCUCUAAGGACAGUUUGAGGGCUCAGAAAGGUUUGAGCUCACCUGCCUUCCCUGGGAUGAAGCCUCAGCCCUGCCCAGCCCACAUUCACAGACUUCCUCAUACUUCAGGAGUUUUUUCCUGUGAUUUCUUUUGAUACCCACACUGUUACUUUUCCAAGGUAUGUUCACCCUAGGACGUUUGCUGCCUGCAAGCCCUCACUGCCUUUUCCUCACAGCCCAGGUCAGUGAGACAUCUCCCACUAGCCCUUCUAGCAUCCUUUGGGACUCAACAGAGUCCAUGUCCAGCAGCAGUCCAGCUGCACAGAUGCACUCUUGCCACACUGCCUCCCUGGCACCUCCCAAACUGCCUUUUAGGUUUCCAAUUCCUCCCAGCUCCUUUCCCUUCUUUCCCCUCCCACUCUCUGUUUCCCAGCGCUUGCUGCUGUGAACUUAUGUUUUUUCUGUGCAGCUCUGCUCCUUCUCCAACCUGUUGCUGAGGACUCAAAGUGAGAAGCACGGCAACUUCCACUCAGGCAGCACCUGGUGCCAGUGGCCAGCAGCCUGCCCGUGGUCUGUCUGCUGGUGUUUCUCAACACAUUUGGAACUGACUCCCUUCAACAGUUCUCAGCAAGAUCCCAUUCCUUCCUACCCUAGCUUGCUGCCAGAAGCAUUCCUUGAAGAUCUCCCCACCACCACCACCACAGGCAGCAUGGAAAGCGUGCGGGAGCUCCAGAACCCGCUCUUGGCCAAAUCCAAUGGCCACCUUCGCAGCAGCUAUUCUUACCACCAGCACCACAGCCAGGACUACCCCAGCCACCGCUGCCAGGGGAAACUGUAUUCCUACAUAUUCCAAAACACUGGCGGUGCCAGGACUCACCAGCUGCUGGAUGCCAGUUCCCUGCAGCUGGCUGUUGAAGCUUUGUACGGCCCCAGUUUCAUCCUUGUGAAGGAUGAGACUGCUCUCAAGGCCAAGGACAGCAAGAUGGAAAGCUGCGAGACCACUUUUACGGAAAGCAAAGAGUCGUCAUCUGAAGCUCCUGAAGGGCAAGAGGCACAAGGGUCCUGUCUGGUAGAGAGUGACAUCCGUAUCCAAACUGUUUCCUAUGAGGUGGAGGAAGAGGAGCUCCAGGAGUAUGAGAGCGACUCCUCCAGCGACAGCGAAAGCGAGGAUCAUUUCCUGAUGCUUCCCCCCCGGGACCACUUGGGCUUGGCCCUUUUCUCCAUGCUGUGCUGCUUCUGGCCCCUGGGGAUUGCUGCCUUCUACUUCUCUCAAGGGACCAGCAAGGCUGUCUCCAAAGGAGAUUUUCAUCUGGCCAGUUCAGCUUCCCGCCGAGCUCUCUUCCUUGCCGCGCUCUCCAUAACCAUUGGCACAGGAGUGUACAUCGGGGUGGUGGUAGCACUGAUUGCUUAUCUCUCGAAAGGCGGCCACGUGUAGCUGCCACCUGCAUGUCACUGCCAUCCCUGGCCGCUGGCCCUUCUGGGACUGAGCUUUCCUGCAGAGCACCGAGCACCAGCGCCUGCGAGGGCUGCUUGCACAGCAGGACCCCAGCAUGGAUGUCCUGUGCAGGUUUCUUCCUCUUUCAGACAAACAGUAGACCCCUGUUCUCCCUGAAGUUGUGGUGUGUGACCAUCUAACAACAGGGAAUUGAGCACCAGCCUGGCUGCUGGGACAAGGAGGAGCACAUUUGCCUGGUGGAAGAUGUGCAGGAGGGAAACCACACGCUGCUGCUGGGCUGGUGCAACCACCCCAGUCUGGGGCUACAGCUUCCCUUCUCAGUCCCACAGCUGGGAGAUCCAUCACUUGCCCAGGCUUGGCCCAUGAAGGGUACACACAGGAAGAAGAGGGAGUAUGGUGCCAGGGAAUGACUGCUGCUUCUUCUGGGAGUCCUGGUGGGGUCUCCAGACUCCUGUGAUGGGGACAACAUUCUCACUUCAGUGCUGUGGGGUGGCCUGACCCCUCAGCUGCAGUGAAGUAGGAGGACAGAGCACGGACAAGACCAACAGGCAUGCUCUCUGCAUCCAUCGGCAGACAGACCCCCAAUCCACAGCAGAACAUCCCAGUUCCUGGUCUAUCCCAAAUCAGAAGCAGGAGGAAGGCAGGCUGGUGGUUGCACACCAUCUCUCCCAUUGUUGGUGCAAGCUGGUAGAGACAGCAAGGUUUUCUCUGUGUUAAUAGUGACUGCUAUGGUGAUCCCAAGUCAGAGCCCUCAUAAGGUUGCUGUCCCAGAGUGCUCGGCCCUCAAAAGUUUUUUAAUGGAAAUCUCUAUCUAAGAAGUGUCCUGGGAGGGGUGCUGGCCUUGAAGGGUUCCACUCCUUGUGCUAGGUCAGGGCCCUGCACACGAAGAGAAAUGGAAAGAAAAGGAUGACAAAACCUGCAGAAUCUGGGGUGGGAGUUCUGCUUGUGAGGGGAUGAGAUCCAGAGAAGGAAGAGACGUGGAAGGAGCCUGAGACACGGGGUGACCUCAACACACUCCUUCCCAUGCCUUGGAGAGAGGUAUCUCCAUCCAUCCAAAAAUCUCUGGUAACAAGGAAAUACCAAGCACCCCCACCCCGCCCCAUACAUCUUACUUUUGCUUAUUUGUAUAUUGUCAGCAACAUAUUAAAUGCUUCAGAAGUGGGUAUGAAGGCAAUGGUUGCCCCAAAGGGCGGGCGUUAAGAAGCUAUGCCUUGCCCCCUACUCUCCAGCAUCCACCUUUGACCAUCCCUCCUCUCUCUGGCUCUCCUGUUGCCUCUUGUCCCCAUGUGCAGGAGACUGCAGGCAGACUCUGGGCAUCCCUCAUCCCCUUCCCAGAGUUUCUGGGCAGGCUGCAGCCAGCUUUGCAAGAGAGGCAGCAUGUUCCUCCAGCUGGGUGCCAUUCAAAUGUACAUUUCAUCCUAAAGAAGCAUGUUAAUGUCUGCGAUUGCCAUUGUACUUGAGCCAUAAAAGAGAGGAGUGCAUCAGAGACCUGUACAGAAGUUGGUCUGAAAGUUCCCAUUAUGUUUUUUAACAUGGAAGAACUAAUAAAAAAAGCAGGAGAAAAGACUCUGUUUAUAAUAAUGUGGAGCUGGCUGUCAAAGAGGUGAGCUUCACAAGAAUGCCACACUCACUUAAACCUGAGGUGUUUAUGCUGUUCCUGAAGGAAGUUAUAAUCUAGCUGGUGUCUGGGUAUCUUGGAGGGAGGUAUAUUUCAAUGCAGAUCACAGUGGGCAAAUACCACCGAGAGCAGAAUGGUGGUGUAGGCUUUUUUUCCCCUGUGUAGUUGGACAAGAAUUAGGGAGAAAGACUGGAGCAUCUGUGUGUAGUAGAAGCAUAAAAUCUGCUUGAAGAGGGGCAGAAAAAUACAAACAUCAGGAGGAAAUAAGGAGAUCUUUCUUCUGAUGGCGGACAGAGAGGCAGAAUUUGCAGGGAAGGGCUGGCAUGUCCAAAAGAGAUAAGGUGGCCUUAGAGAAGAGUAAUAAGGGGCAGAAUCACCUGGCACCCAUGUGAUCGUUUUAAUUCCCCUCUCCUGCACGUGCUCAGCCUUCCUGGAUGUCCAUCCCUCCAAAUAACCAAGCAAGAGCAUUAUUUCAGGAGAGGGGAUGUCUGUGGGUGCAUCUGCAGCAGGGGUGACCAGCCCCACCACCCCCAGCUCAGUGCUGUCCCGGCUAAAGCCCUCCUCAUCUCUCCCCUUCAAGUACCCCAGAAUCAGCAGGGGUGGGGGUCCCUGCUGAUUCUGGUCGAGACAAAAUGAUUUGGGCUGCCAGACCAGAAUCUACAAUAAGAUACAGCAUUUGCUUCUGAAUUUGUAAUUCUUCCAGCUGGUUCCCUUCAGGGGCUUCCAAGGGUGGGGGGUCCAGCCAUCUUCAGCCCACUUCCCAUGAGCAUUCCAUUCCUCUGAACCCCAAACUCCUUCUUUGUCUUUUUUUUAAUUGGAGCUGCAUGGGGAAGGAGCGAGCUAAAGGGCCAACAGAAUUAGAGUCUUUUCUGCUAAUAGCCUGAAUCUCUGAUGAACUUGUCAAAGCGGGGGAGAAGGGGCUGUGCCAGAGCAUCCCUAAGGGGGCAUUAUGCAAAUGCAGAAAUUAGUUGGAAACAGCCUGAAGGGAAACAUGUGGAAAUUUAAAUCCAAGGAAGAGCAUGAUCACUGCUGAAUAACUUAUUAUAGAUUCACAGCAUCUGCUGUAGCUGCCUAAGCAGAAGGGAAGGAAGCAAAAAGGCAACAAGACACAGCAGUCAGGGAAGGUUC